AUUUAAAAAAGUAAACCCGCGUAAUAACUUUUAUCACUUAUAAUUUACCAUAUUAUUUUUUGCAAUCUACAUAAUACGUUAUAUAUUCCAGUUUCCACUUUUCCAGUAACAUAAAGUACAUUCACGGCGUAGGUAGACAAUAGUUGAUAUUUAAAAAACACUAAUAAAUUUAGUAUAAGCAUAUAAUUAGUUCCUUUACUUGAAUUACUUGAAUUACUAAUUAGUCAAUUACAAAACAAUGAAAAAACUCGUGUGUACAAGGGAUCAAGUAAAUUUAAAAUGUGUCCUUCUUGGUGGACAGAGUUUCAGGUAAAUUAAUUAGUAUUGUUAUAAGUAGUUUUAUACUGGAUUAUUUAUUCAAUAAAUAGGAUUUUUUUUCUUGUUAAAUUUAAAUAUAAUAUGCAUAUUUACACGUUAGUUUAUUUACAUCAUUUUAGAUAUUUACAUACUGUUAUGAUUUUUUCUUAUUUUAUAAACCUUUUGUGGUUUAGCUUUUAAAAAAUAUUGAAAUAAAUCUAGUGUAAUAUUAUAAAUUAUAAUUAUCAGGUAGUUACCUACUUAAUACUAACAUGCAUUAUGUGUUAAAUGAUUAGAUGGAAAGAAACUGCUCCAAACGAAUAUUCAGGAGUAUUCUCUGGUGGUUUUUGGGUAUUACAACAAAACGAUGAUCAUAUAAAUUUCAAACGAACUCCGGCUACAAAUUCUGACGAACAAAGUCUGAGUAAUUAUCUCAGAAUGAAUGAGCCCUUGGACUUGUACUAUAAAGAAUGGAGUAUAUGUGAUCCUAUUUUUAAAAAGUCAGCUGAACGAUUUAAAGGAAUUAGAAUGUUGAAACAAGAGCCAAUUGAAAACAUAUUAUCAUUUAUUUGUUCAUCAAAUAACAACAUCAUAAGGUAAAUAAUUGAUAUUUAUGCAAUUUUAUUAACUUUUUUUAAAAUUAUUAAUAAUUAUUUAAAUUUAUUUAUUAUAGAAUCUCAUCUAUGGUUGAAAAAAUGUGUACUUUAUAUGGUGAUAAAAUCGAAGGGACUGAUAUUUAUGCUUUUCCAAACAUUGACCAAUUAGUAAGAGGAAACAUUGAGGAAGAUUUGAAAAAUGCAAAAUUUGGUUAUAGAGCAAAAUUUAUUAGUCAAACAGCUGAAAAAAUAUUUAAAUUAGAUGGGAUAAAAUGGAUUGAGAAACUGAAAAACAUGGAUUAUGAUAAUGCUAAAAAAGAACUGAUGUUAUUGCCUGGAGUUGGUCCAAAGGUAAAAACUUAAAACGUUAAAAAAACAAUUCUUCAUUACAUGUAUACUUUAUACUUAUAUAGGUUGCAGAUUGUAUUUGUUUAAUGUCGCUUGAUCAUUUAGAAGCAGUUCCUGUAGAUACACAUGUAUUUCAAAUUGCUCGUGAGAAUUAUUUACCGCAUUUAAAGAAAUACAAAUCAGUUACUCAACAAGUUUAUAAUGAAAUAGGAGAUUGUUUUAGAAAAAUAUUUAAGAAAAAUGCGGGAUGGGCACAUACAGUAAGAAUUUGUAUUCUUUAUUCACAUCACUUAAUUUUAAAGUUAUUAUUCAAUAGAAAAAAAUGAUUUAAAGAAAUGUUUAUAACUGUGUAACUUACUUACUAAAAUACUGUUAGUUUGAUAUUCCAGUAUUUUGUACCUUAUGUAUAUAAUUUUCCGGAAGAUAAUAAUAAUAAUACGAUAAUACGAAUAAGAUAAUAAUACUGUUCCUAAUAAUAACUAAUCUAUUGAAUAAAACAUAAAAUAAUCCAUUUAAUAUUUUUAUCAAGACUCUAAAUGUUAGUUAUUCAUAUUAUAAAUUAUAUAAAUUAUUACUUAUGUUAAGUGAAGUCAUAGAAAGUGAUUUAUAUUAUAAAAUAUUGUUUUUAAUUUGCAGGUUUUAUUUUUGGACGAUUUAAAAACCUUUAAAGCAAAUGAAUCAAAUAAUGAUAAACUAAAUGAAAAACCUAAAGCAAAGAAGAAAAAAAAAAUUUGAU
This is a messenger RNA of Cinara cedri, 1977 nucleotides long. The record is from the annotation of a GenBank genome assembly. Lineage: Eukaryota; Metazoa; Arthropoda; Insecta; Hemiptera; Aphididae.